CCAAUACACCUGAAUAUCCUAUUAUUCUUUUAGCAGGAUUUCAAAGUGGUAUUAUAUUGACAACGCUCAACCCUUUAUAUACAUCAGAGGAGAUUUCAAGGCAACUCAUAGACGCCGAUGCUAAAGCAAUAUUUACAUGGAAUUCAAUGUUUCAAGUUGCUAGCGAUGCUACUAAAUUAUCAAAGAAAAAUAUUCCUAUUAUAACGAUUAAGACACAGGUUUCAGAAUCAACAGAAAGAGGUAGCAUAAAUUUCACAGAACUAACAGAUAUUAAAUAUGAUAACGAUGAUUUCAUUUUUCCAAAAAUUGACGAUAUUGCGGUGAUGCCUUAUUCUAGUGGAACAACAGGUCUGCCUAAAGGAGUAGAAUUAACUCACAGAAAUUUAGUUUCGAAUAUUACGCAAAUAUCAAAUUUCAAUUUACAUAUCCCCACUACAGAAACAUAUCAAGAAGCUAUCCCAGCGGUUUUACCUAUGUUUCAUAUUUAUGGUCACACCAAUCUAACACUAUACCCAUUGCAUUUUGGCAUGAAAAUAGUAACUCUUCCAAAGUUUACUCCGGAAUUAUUUACUUCAGUUUUGGAAGAACACAAUCCAGGCCUUUUGUUCAUCGUACCUCCAAUAGUAAAUUUCAUGAACACCACUAAUAUGAUAAAGAAAGAGUGCUAUAAAUCAUUGCGGAGUGUAUUUUGUGGAGCAGCUCCCCUAGGCCCUUUAGACGAAGCCAAAUUCGUAGAAAAGGCAGGAAAAGAUGUAAAUAUGUUGCAAGGGUAUGGAUUAACGGAAACAUCACCCGUUGUAAGUACUUUAUCGAUUGAAAGGAAAAAAGAAUUCAAUGUGAUGGGAUCUGUGGGUGACCCUGUCCCUAAUACCUUGGUUAAAAUCGUAUCACCCGAUGAUCCCACCGGUAAACUUCUUAAACCAAAGGAAAAAGGAGAAUUAUUAGUAAAAGGACCUCAGGUAAUGAAGGGCUAUCACAAUAAGCCGGAAGAAACAGCCAAUAUGGUAGAUGAUGGCUGGCUUCGAACAGGUGACUUAGCUUACUAUGACGAAAACAAUUUUAUUUUUGUAACUGACCGGAUGAAAGAACUCAUUAAGGUAAAAGGUUUCCAAGUUGCGCCGGCGGAAUUAGAGGAACUAAUUCGAGACCAUCCUCAAGUCGAAGACGCUGCAGUCAUAGGAAUUCCCCAUGAAAACUACGGUGAAGUACCGAGAGCAUAUGUGAUUCCGAAGAAAGGCGCUAAAAUUGAUGCUGAAAAGCUAAACGAAUAUUUGACUCCUAAAGUAACUAGUUACAAAUUGUUACGAGGCGGAGUGUCAGUUGUCGACAGCAUUCCUAAAAAUGCUGCCGGAAAGAUUUUAAGAAGAAAUCUAAAGAAAUUAUAUGAAGAACUAAAAAUAUAACUUAAGGCGGGAACUAGGAAUAUAAGGUCUAAUCGUUUUUAUGAAUAUGUACAAAACAUUUCUUAAUAUUAUUUACAAGUCUGAUCAUUUUUAUCUAUUUUUUAAGAGGAGGUUGUAUUAUAACAAUGGUGCUAUAAAAUUUUAGGUAAUAGAUAAGCUACUUAAUUACA
This is a messenger RNA of Agrilus planipennis (emerald ash borer), 1573 nucleotides long. Its product is annotated as probable 4-coumarate--CoA ligase 3. Gene Ontology annotation, molecular function: long-chain fatty acid-CoA ligase activity. The record is from RefSeq and is a predicted model, not a curated record. Gene Ontology annotation, cellular component: mitochondrion. Bases 147 to 1403 code for a protein of 418 amino acids. The transcript is spliced from 7 exons. NCBI's taxonomy places the organism in Eukaryota, Metazoa, Arthropoda, Insecta, Coleoptera, Buprestidae. Gene Ontology annotation, biological process: long-chain fatty acid metabolic process; fatty-acyl-CoA biosynthetic process.